Molecule: messenger RNA, 801 nt
Organism: Durusdinium trenchii
Lineage: Eukaryota; Dinophyceae; Suessiales; Symbiodiniaceae
Source: the annotation of a GenBank genome assembly
AUGUGCAAUGGCAGAGUACAUGAAAUCGAAGGACGCUUCAUACAAUGGGCCAACGGAGAAGUUGCUAUGUUCGAGCAACUGCCUGACGGGAUAGUCUGCGGAGAAGAAAGGGCAAAGCUGCGGAGCACCGCCUUGAUUUGGUCCAAAGAGACGUGGGUGAGGAAGACUUGGUCGAAGGCAAACAUCGAAAGGAAGUGGCCGGAGCCAGCCCCAAAGCCAAUGAUUACUACCAUCAAAAAGGUGUCAGAGCUGCGCUACGCAUCUGACACAAUCAGUGAUGAGUUCUGGGACGGAAAAUCUCUCAGGGGCCUGGUGGAUGACAUUACUUCCUACACGAUAAACCUGUCCACUCAUGAGAAGAUGAUCCUAGACUGUGUCGAAGUUCCAGUUCGUCGGUUUUCCAAAGAGAGGCAGUGGGAUCAGUGGGUGGGAAGCGAGGCAGGCUGCCAAGGAACGAUCUAUUGCUUGAACAACCGUAGGCUGUGGUGCAUCAAGGAAAGCUCAGAGAAGAUGGGCAGGGAUCUUCCAGUGAGGGUGAAGAUCUACCGUUUUUCCGAUUGUGCCGGAUUCUGGCAGUCUCGCAUUACUACAGUCAACGGUGGGCAUCGGGUUUCCAUCCGUAGAUUGCAAGAAGACUCAGAUUUGCCAACAGGAGAUAUGCCAGAGAGGAUGUACAUAGCAAAAUCCAAACGCAAAUCUGAGUACCUGCACUUGAUCGUAGAUGGAUUUCAUGUGGAUGUGCUUGCCUCUUGCACUCCAACCCUUUGUGGAGAAAGGCUCGCGGAUGCUUUACUUAACUAA